AUGAGUCUUUCGAAGUAUGACCCCAAUGCUAGGAUGCCACCCAGAAGUGGCUCACAGAAACAUCGCGCUAAAUCUGUGGAAAAGGUGCGGCCAAAGAGGAGAGCUCAAAAGCUGAGGAUUGGGACGAUUAAUGUAGGAACUAUGGCAGGCCGAGGAAGAGCAUUGACGGAGUUGAUGCGGAGAAGGAAAGUGGACAUUAUGUGUGAGCAGGAAACUAGAUGGAGUGGCAAUAAGUCGAAAGAGUUGGGAGACGGAUACAAGUUAAUCUAUGGAAGUGGAAAUUUGGACAAAAGAAAUGGUGUUGGGAUAAUAGUGUCGGAAAAAAUUAAGAGCGCAGUUGUGGAAACGGGUUGCACCGAUGAUGAAAAGGAUGAGUUUUGGACAACACUACAGGAUAAAUUUGAGAAGGUUGCUGAAGACGAGAAGUGUUAUCGGUGGAGACUUAAAUGGAGUGGUGGAAGAGCUAGCCAAAUAGACUACCUCUUGUAUCGUAGGAGAAAUAUGGUUGAGAUGAUAAACUGUAAGGUAAUACCAGGUGAUCACGUGACCAACCAACACCGACUGGUCGUGAUGGAUUUGAACAUCAAGAAUAAAGAGGCAAAGAGAGCAGUGGCAAUAGCUAAGAGCAGGGCUUACGACCAGUUGUAUGAAGAUCUAGACAGCAAGGAAGGACAGGGAAAGGUUUUUCAACUGGCGAAGACAAGAAAUAAAAGCACAAAAGAUAUCGUACAUAUUAAGCAAAUGAAAGAUGAGAAUGGAAAUAUAAUUAGAAAAGAACAAGGAAACAUCAAGAGAUGGGAAGAGUAUUUCUCUAAAUUACUGAACGAGGAAAAUGAACGGCUGAUCAGAGGUGAUGGAGACGCUAGCCAGGGUGCAGUCUUGGAAAUAUCAAGGAUAGAGGUGCAACAGGCGCUGAAGAAGAUGAAAAACGGGAAAGCCACGGGACCAGACGGCAUCCCCAUAGAAGCCUGGAAAGCGAUGGGAGAGGAAGGCAUUGGCGUGUUAUGGAUGCUGAUGGGGAAGGUGAUGGAUGAGGAGAAUAUCCCGACAGUAUGGAAAGAAAGUAUAUUAAUAUUAAUGUUCAAAAUUGUGAAAAUUAUAGAGGCAUAA
This is a messenger RNA of Penaeus monodon (black tiger shrimp), 1110 nucleotides long. RefSeq lists its product as uncharacterized. The transcript is spliced from 4 exons. Bases 1 to 1110 code for a protein of 369 amino acids. The record is from RefSeq and is a predicted model, not a curated record. Lineage: Eukaryota; Metazoa; Arthropoda; Malacostraca; Decapoda; Penaeidae.